UAAAAGGCGUUAAAAAAAAAAAAAAAAAAAAAAAAAAUCUUAAAAGGCGUUCUUAGUUUAGUUCAGUAGAUUUCCAAAAAUGGGUACUUAACAUGUACUCUUGUAGAUUCGACCUGAUUCUCUAAAUAAUACUAUUAAUUUAUGUCUUCAGUUUGUUAAAUGUUAGAAUGUAGUAAAUUAUGUUUUGUGACUUGUUUCGUUAUACAGGAAGAAAAAAACUUACAUAUAAAUACAAAGUUAAAUUUCAAAAGAUUUCCUUAAAAACCAUUACAAAUGUAUUGAAAGUGUAUGAUGUUUAGACAAAUGUGUAUUUUCUCUAUUAAAAAAUAUGUAUGAUGUUUAGACAAAUGUACAACUAUUAAAAUUAUUUAAUUUAAAAUAUUAUUAAAAUAGAAAAUUAAAAUUAUUUAAUUAAUUACAAAAUAGCUAAUAAAAUGUUAUUGAUUGCAUGUUUUCUAAUAAAAUUACUUAGAAAUAUGAAAAUAUGUUACAUAUUUAAACAUCAAAACUAUCUUAAAACCUUUCGAAACAUUUUACAUUUUAUAACUUAGGGAGUAUUAUCUAAUCAAAGAAAAGGUAGUAUAAGUACAAAAAGUUAGUAAUAUAUUUCGGCUACAUUACGUAUAUAUAUCUAAACACUAGAUUUCGUAAUCCACUUUUGUAAAGGUAUCCGUAUAUCGUAGAUCUCUAUGUUGUCGUCUUCUUUCUAUUAAGCUUUUACUAUAUUUUUAUUAUUCACCUUUUUCUUCUUCUUCUUCUUCUUCUUCUUUGUUGUUUAUUUUUUAUUUCUUGAGUUUAUUUUCGUUACAAAUGCGUUAUUCUUGUUGGACUCCGGAGCAAAUACAACGACGAAGGAAAGAAAUUUGUAUUUUCUGGUAGUAUAUAAAGAUAUUCUUAUUACCAAAAAAGAAAAAGAAAAGUCAAAUUAAUUAGUUUUGGUGUCAUUAUUAUUUAUUUUGUUGUCAAGUGAGGUCAUUAUUAUUAAUUUAUAUCUAAUGACUCAUAGACUCAGACUCUACGAACUUUCCAUAAACUCCUUUGACUUUUUUUCUAAUUUUCUUCUGACCAUCGUUUCAUUUUACUUCGCUUUAUCUUCUCUUUCUCAUGUUUAAACACUAAGCUGUUUUUCUCCGCCCGAGUUUCGGUGAGUUUUCUUCUCUUCAUCUCUAAAACUAAUCACCAUUGUGUCAAUUAAUUGCACCACCAAACAUUUUACGGUGCUUUCAGUUUCGACUCAAUAUCUUUUAGUUUCUCUCUGCCUGUGAAAUUUCAUAUUUUUCGAUUAACAAGGUACCAUCUUGUGACACACGGACUAAAAGCAUGGGUUACUAUCCAUUACUUACAACUCGAAAACUUUUUUCUGCAUUUACGAGGUUGUAUUGAUAAAGGUUUACCAAAGAUGAAAAUUGAGAUUACUGAAGCUAGUUUAUUAAGUUUACUAUGGAGAUGAUCAGAAUCUUUUAGUCAAUCAUAAAAUUUUGGGUAUUUUAAAGCCUCAAUGUUUUGUUGUUUGGAGUUUGGCUUUGAGGAAAGCUAAGGAAAGCUAAGAUAGUAGGGAUGCCUAACAAUUGCAUUUACUGUCUCAUUUAUCAUUGCCAUGCUUAGAAUGUAAUUAAAGCAUUCAUUGGUGGAACUAAGAGUAUCCAGUACAAGAUUUUGUUCUUAGUACUAAGCAGUCAUUUGAUAUUGUGGUGCUUCAGUUUCAGUCUCCGUGUUGUCUUCAUUCCUUUGGUUACUUUCCUUGAAAAAUAUAUUGAUUUGGUGUUAUGAUCUUCUCUUUUUUCUAUGAUAUGUAGACGUCUUGAUAAUAUAUCACUUUCAUACAAGUGAGCUCUUGAGGUGUAUUCAAAUGGUUGAUCUUAAAGAGGGGAUGCCAGUCUCCUCAUCUUCAUCCUCCCCAUCAUCAUCUUUGCCACUAUCAACAAUGCAAAUAGAUGUAGAAAUGUGGAAGAUUGCUGAGGAAAGGGCUCAGGAGAUACUAAACACCAUCCAACCAAUCUGUGUUGCCGACAGAAGUAGGAAUGAGAUCUUGGCUUAUGUCCAAACCCUUGUCAGGAAUCGUCUUGGAACUGAGGUCUUUAAUUUUGGUUCAGUGCCAUUAAAAACCUAUCUCCCAGAUGGAGAUAUUGAUCUGACAGUCCUAACUCCUCAAGAUAAGGAGGAGGACUUUGCUAAAGCAUUGCUCAGUAUUCUUGAAGCUGAAGGCGGAGAAUCUAACUUCCAUGUUACUGAUGUUCAGUAUGUCCCAGCACAGGUCAAGGUCAUAAAGUGCAAGAUCAAGAACAUUGCUGUAGAUAUCUCCUUUAAUCAAAUGGGAGGACUAUCUGCUUUAUGUUUUCUGGAGCAGGCUGACCAAAUUUUGGGGAGAGACCACCUGUUCAAACGUAGCAUCAUUUUGAUCAAGGCUUGGUGCUAUUAUGAGAGCCGUAUACUCGGUGCCAACACUGGAUUGAUUUCAACAUAUGCAUUGGCAGUACUAGUCUUGCAUAUUGUCAACAUAGGUUAUCCAUCACUGUCUGGCCCUUUAGCGGUACUGUUUAAGUUCUUGGAUUACUAUGCAUCAUUUGAUUGGGGUAAGAACUGUGUCACGGUCCAUGGUCCUGUCCUGAUAUCUUCUCUUCCAGAUAUGACCGAAACCGAGCAUCAUGAAGUUGUCUUGAACGAGAAGUUCGUUAGAGAAUGCAUGGAGUCAUAUUCGUUUUCAACUAAAGCUGUUGAAGCGAACGGCCGGCAUUUUCCUGUGAGGUAUUUCAACAUAGUGGAUCCUUUGAAACACAGUAACAACCUUGGCCGUAGUGUGACACAAGGCAAUGUGCAACGUUUAAAACAUGCUUUUACUCUAGGAGCUAAGAAGCUCAAAGAUGUGCUUACACUGCCUAGAGAAACCAUGGGCUGGAAACUUGAGAAUUUCUUUGGUAAUUCACUGGAGAGAAACGGUAAGGGACAAAGACUAGACGUGGAUGAACCUAUCACGGCUUUUGGCACUGGAAGAUCAGAAUUAUCUGAGCUCAGAGGAGAUUUUGAAAGAUACUUCCAGAGUCUUGUAUAUGGGAAGUGGUUUCAUGGUCAGGACACAAGUUCUUGGGACACUGUGAAUGGCCAAAAUAAUGGUUUCUAUUGGAGGAAUGUGAAUGGAGCAACCUCGUUGCAGAACAUGGGAAGAUCAAGAGGAACAGGCACUUUCUUUCCUGAAAUGGUACAUUCACCACUACCUAGUCUUUAACUUAGUAUUUGAAAUUUUUUUUUUUAAUAUUUCUGAAUUUGUAUGAGUUAAUGGUUUUGUUUAUACUAUUUACAGGGACAACAAUCUUAUACAGACAGGUUCGGUAGCCAACCGAGGACAGUGAAGUCAUUGCCUUCAGGGUCUCAGUCUUAACUUUUUUAACAGAAUAUUUAAAUUGAUCUCUUGCAUAAUAACUUAGGUUUAAACAAUGACAAAAAUUUAUUUUUGCAAUGGUUGCUAAACAUGAAUUUCAAGAGGUUGAAGCAGAUGCUUCUUUUCAGGAUUGUAAUUGACUUUUAUGUUCAUUUAAAGAUCUCUUGGACAGAA
Molecule: messenger RNA, 3550 nt
Organism: Brassica napus (rape)
Lineage: Eukaryota; Viridiplantae; Streptophyta; Magnoliopsida; Brassicales; Brassicaceae
Exons: 7
Coding region: 1850-3223 (457 amino acids)
Molecular function (GO): nucleotidyltransferase activity
Source: RefSeq, a predicted model, not a curated record